AGCUUACAACUUGGAAAAGUAAUCACUGCUUUUCAAUUUGUUUGUUUCAUGGCGGAAGAAAAGAUAUUCGGCAAAGGGGACGCUGUUAAAAACUGCGGCGUCUCGAGUUUUGUAACUUUAAUAAACUAGCUUUGAAGUUGCAGUAAGAAGACCCUAAUUCUUUCAUCCAACUAAAAUUCGAUUUCACAUCUGGAAAAGGGAAAAACAUAAAAUUUUAACAGUGUAAUCGCAACGAGAACGCCCUAAUUCUUUCAUCUAAUUAAAAUUUGAUGACAUUUACUAAAGAAAUUUUUCGUGUCCGCGAGGAAAAUUUGUACAGCUGACUGGUUUAUCAGGAACAUCAUUCAGCCAGUAAUCUCUCGUUCGCCCUCAACAAUUCUCAAUUUUCGGCCUACACAUUGUUUUCGAUCUGUAUUUGUAUUUCCUGUUUUGAUGGCGCUUUCAUACUGGGAUGAUGAGGAAGAAGAUGAAUAUGAUGCAAUGGGAAAUGAGUUUGAUGAAGACAUGGAUGCCCUUAAGCGUGCAUGCCAAUUAACUGGCGAAGAUCAUAGGGUUGCCGAGAAUGCUUCAGAAGCUGAGAUUAAUGGUGAGAACGAGGAUGAGGACGAGGAUGAUGAUGAUGAUGCAGACGAUAGUAAGUUCUUGUACGAUAUUCAGAACAGAUUGAUGUCGGGACCGGCUCGGGUUCAAAUCCCGCUAAUCAAGGGGGAGAUUGAAGAGAGGCCUUUGGACUGGUACACCGAAGAAGAUGAUGAGGACAUUCUUAAAGAAAUUCGCAACAGGUUUGCGGACUCUGGAGCCUCCAUUAUCUAUGGCACUCAUGGUGAUGAUAGUGAGGUUCUUAGAACUCAAGCAUUAAAGUAUGACAGCAGGACUGUCAUAUCAGCAAAACAUGAAUUGUGCAAUGAUGAAUUAGGAAUCACACUACUUGAUCAGGUAUUUGAUGAAGAUUAUGCAACUUCUAGAGCCAUCAUUGUAUCACAAAAUUCAGAAAUUUCUGAUGACAGAAUGACUGGGAAACCUUCAAAUGGAUGUGUUGACGCAGAUGCCUCUGGACCUCUAUCAUCUAAUGUUGUUCCAGGACCAAAAUAUGCUGGGAUUCCAGGAUAUGCACGGGCGUUACUAAAUGCACUUAAGAAAAACAGAUUAUGUCAAAAGAAUUUACGAAGCAAAUUAUUACAGAUUGAAGUAAAGAUGGAAGAGAACAAAGAAUUGAGAAACCGUGUCAAAUGUCUUGUUGAUUUUCAAAAUGCAUGCAAAAGACGUUUGCGACAACUGUUAUCACAAGACACUGAUUCUACAUUCAAGCUUAUCGCUUGCCCAAAAGCUAGAUCAUCUUCCAGUAAACUUAAGGAAACUGCAGACACCAAGGUUACGUACAGAUGUUGUGGGCCUCCUGAAAAUGAAGAUGUUGCAAAGUAUAACAUGGUACAGAAGAGUUUUCCUACAACGGUUGAAAGGAAAAAGUGGUCAAAGAAAGAGAGAGAUAACCUUGGAAAAGGUGUGAAGCAACAGAUGCAGGAGACCCUUGUACGGCAAUCAAUGGAACUUUUGAAAUCUGAUGAAAACUUUGAGGAUGCCAACCAUCUGGAUGAGCAGAUUUUAGCUAUUUCCCAAGCAGAAGUUUCUCCAGAAAAUAUAAGAUCUUUUCUGCCUCAUGUUGAUUGGGAACGUUUGGCAUCCACAUAUGUUGCAGGCCACUCUGGUGCAGACUGUGAAGCAAGAUGGCUAAAUAACGAAGACCCAUUAAUUAAUUUCAGUCCAUGGACAAAAGUUGAAGACAAAAAGCUUUUGAUGAUUGUACAAAACAAUGGACUUCAUAACUGGGUACAGAUUUCAAACAUGUUGGGCACUAACAGAACAUCUUCACAGUGCUUGUCAAGAUAUCAACGCAGCCUCAAUGCUCACAUCAUGCGGAAAGAUUGGACAGAUGAAGAAGAUGACCAACUUCGAGCAGUUGUUGAAACUUUUGGGGAGAAUGAUUGGCAGAUUGUUGCUGCCAAUAUGGAAGGACGGACAGGUGCUCAAUGCUUAAACAGAUGGUGCAAGUCUAUUCUCCCAGAUAGGAAAAAAGUUGGAAGAUGGACGGUAGAGGAGGAUAAGCGGUUAAAGGUUGCUGUCCUGGUUUAUGGGCCUAGAAUGUGGAAAAAGAUUGCCUCAUUUGUACCUGGCCGAACUGAAGUUCAAUGUAGAGAAAGGUGGUGUAAUGUUCUGGAUCCUUCAAUUAAGCUGGAAGGAUGGACAGAAGAGGAGGAUGCCAAAUUGGAAUCAGCAGUUUCUCUUUAUGGAUAUUGCUGGUCCAAGGUUGCAAUCUCUGUGCCUCCCCGCACUGAUAAUCAAUGCAGGCGGAGGUGGAAGGUUUUACAUCCACAAGAAUUGGCUGCUGCUCAAAAGGCUAGGAAAAUAAGAAAAGCAGCAUUGAUCUCAAAUUUUGUUGGACGGAAUAAAGAACGACCAACAAUUGGUCCUAAUGAUUUUUUCACUGAAUUUGAGGGAGGCUCAUGUUCUGAGGGAAAUGUGCAGGAAGAACCCUGUGCACCACUUGCUAAGAAGAGAAGACGUCAACAUGUAAAAGAAAACAAUGUAAAGCCUAGUGCUAAGAAAAGGAAGAAAAGUCAUCGUACAGCUCAGCAGAAAGAUCUUCAGAAUUGUAGUGAAGAUUUUUCUGGCAAAAAAAAUCGAGAUCGUGGUCAUUGUCAUUCUGAAGGUGUGCCCACUGCUAUGGGAGAUGGGGGAUGCCAGCCAUGCCCCAAAACAGAUAGGAGGACAAAAAGGAAAAAGUGGCAAGCAGCACUUCAAAAGGAAACUUCAAAUUCAAAAAUAGAUGAUGGAGGAACUAACAAGCUACAAACUUUGUCUGCUCUUGAUGUUAGCAGUGGAUCGCAGUUAGUUUUAUAUGCCCCUGGCCAAACCCAGUCAUUGAUUUGUCUUGAUCAAGUUGGGAAUUCUUGGUAUUCUAAUCCAGCAGCCAAGAGGGUAACACAAAAGCGGACUAGAUCAUGUCGGAAACCCAGGUCUGUAAACCAGAAAAUGGAUGGUCUUGAAUUGGUGAAAGAUAAAAUGACCGUACCUGCAGAUUCUGAGGGUAUCUUUGUUGCAAAUGCUGAGUUGCAUGCUUCCUUGGCUAAAUCAGAUAAGAGUGAUAAAAUAAAGCAAACAAAAUCAUUUAGAAAGCAUGGGGCAUCUAACCAGCAAAGGGAUGGUGACAAAACAAUGCAGCUUGCCACAACAUCAAUUUGUGAUAGUGGGUCUCUUCAACAUUUAAUAUCCAUCACCAACAGUCAUGUCAGUGGGACAACUCCAGAAAAACAUGGGCAAGGAGAUACCAUCUCUAUGAUUAGUGACCAAGCUCAAAAAAUUUCUGCAGACUCUAUCAAAUCAAGCAAGAUAUUAAAGCAAAGCCAGGGUAAACCAGUUAAAAAAUUAUCAGAUACAGUGAUGCAUCGGAAUGGGAUGAAAGCCAAAUCUGCUAACCGGGCUAAAAUUGCAAAACAUAAAAGGGAUGAACAGGGAGCGUUGCAGGUGAUGAUGCCUACUGCUAUAGAGCAAGUUAAUUUAAUUAUUGGUGACAAAAGUAUGGAGACUUACUCAAACUCAAUGAACUCUAAAAAAGUGGCAAAGAAAAAACUGGCCGAACGAGUUACAAAAGACUCAAAUAAAGUGAUCUGUGAGAAAGAGAAUCAAACAGAAUCAGUUUGCCGAGAAAAUGGUCCAGUGAUCGGACAGGCAGAGAAUGAUCAGGAGAAAAACAAGAUUUUCAUGCAAUUUACUGGAAAGGAUAAUUCUGGUCUUCCUAAUGAAGAAACUGAUAUAGGGCAAGAUGAAAAUGUGGCUAUCGCUGCAAGAACAUUAUCAUCAUUGCCUUCCAGUUUUGAUUUAGAAAAUGUUCUCAGCAAUAAAUAUAUGGAAACAAUGGAUCACAAUCGUGUUUCUAAACAGAGAGAGGACAGUACAAGCAAGCUUGUGGGAGCUGGCUUACAAUCAGAUUUUGUAAAUUCUAACAACCAACAAACUGACAUUGAAAUGUGUGAAAAUGACCAAAACAAAAAUCAAAAGCUUGUUCUUUCAAAUGUAAACAGUAUAGAGAUUGACAUGAUUUCUCAGGCUUUAGCUGAUAAAGAGAUGGCAAUCAAGAGAAACAUUAGUGAAGGGUCCAAGCAGGUUGAUAAUGUGCAGCAAAGGAGAACUAGAAGAACUACACGACGUGAUUUUAAUUAUAAGGAUCUUCUGAAUGGAAAUAUUUGCAUUCAUACGCACAGAAACUGAAUUAAAAGAACUUGAGAGAUCAACAAUUCAAAAAGGGUGCUACAAUAAUGAAUAACCUAGAGAUGGAUAAUUUAUAAAUGAGUGGUGCAGCAAUUAAAUGGAAGUGGUGAGAAUUUUUAGAUAGAAAGAAACAAGGAAUUUCCAGUUCCAAUUUUCAGAAAACCAAAAUCCCUAUUAAGGAAGAAAAGUUAAAUGUGGGAUUAUAGAAUGCUAAGAAGUAAAAAAUACUGUACAAGAAUGGCAUUGGAUUUCAGAUAUUUAGAGUUGGAGCAGCACAGCCAGGAAAGGAAACCUGAUUUUUUGUAAGAAUGAAGUCUAUUAUAGUAGGCUUUUAAACCUCUACCUGUGUAUUGCUUCAAAACAAAAAAAGAUACGGUAAAAGCAUUUUUUGGGUGACCAAAAUGAGUAUCAUGUAUUGCACUGGGUGGCAUGGUUAUGAAAAAUCUGCUGUAUGAUAUGGUCAAAGCAUUUUCUACUGAUGACUGAUAACAAUGGAAAUACCAUAUGCUGGUUCAGUUGAUGCAAGUGCAGAUGAUGAAGGACUAGUCACAGAGGCCGACCUCUAAAAUAAUGCUUAUGGAGGGCAAGCCCUAGGUCUUACACACUAUUGUAUAUACCAAGUUACAUCUAUUGGGCGUCUGCCUUUAAGGGUGUUGGAGACUGCAGCAUAUGCAUGAUGAAAUUGUUUCAUACGCAUGGUCCGUUUAGUUUGUGGAGCAUCUUACACUUUUUUUGAAAUUUGGACAUGGGUCAAAUGAGGCUUGUUCGUGGGAGAAGCCAUUUACAUGAAUCAAUGAUUGAAAUGCUAGAAGUCUCGAGAGGAAGAAAGAAAAUUUAUCAAACUGAUGGCAAUGUUUCUAAUGAUACACUGCCAGGGCUAAAUAAUAGAGUCUGUAAACUUGUGCAGGCCACUGUAUUCCUGAACAAUUCUGUAUGACAAUAUAUUGGUUGCUUGUGUGCUUUUGCUCAUGAAAAAUGUCCUAUAGCCUUGAAGCUAUUGGUGGAGAUUUGGGAUGGUAGAGGAAAUCUGGCAUUGAUAAAGAGGCUUGUAAUGGGUAUCCCAAGGCAAUGAUCUUUGACAAUUGUUUCGUUUGGUUUAUGCAAAGAAUCAAGAUUGCCAGCUGGGAACGGAUAUGCCAUAAAGAAUUACAUAAGUCAAAAAGUCAAUGAAAUAAAGCUACUAGGGCAUGCUCUUAGAUGAUAAUGUGAAGAUCCAGGUAGCGCCAUUAGCUUGUAAUCAAAAUUUUCUUAGAACUAAUUGAUGGAGUAUAAAAUUAGAUAUAGAA
Cryptomeria japonica (Japanese cedar) is the source of this 5552-nucleotide messenger RNA. RefSeq lists its product as uncharacterized. Bases 433 to 4266 code for a protein of 1277 amino acids. The record is from RefSeq and is a predicted model, not a curated record. Lineage: Eukaryota; Viridiplantae; Streptophyta; Pinopsida; Cupressales; Cupressaceae. The transcript has 14 exons.